UGUGUCUCCUUGAUGUUUCUGCAGUGGUACAACUUCCCCUCAAAGCAGGCACAAUGCGGGUAAAGAUUGUCGCACUUUUAAGGGAAUGAGCGAUCCCAAUGUGAGCCAUGUUUACCCCACGCAUUGACGAACACACACUUCAAAGGGAAGUCACUAGAGCAGUGACAAAAACACGAGUGUACUAUUUUGCAACAUGAGUAUCAUUCCAAUAAAGUUUUAAUUCUGAAAUUCUGUUGAAGUUAUGCGUGGCCUUUCUGAAGUGUCAAUCAACAUCGUCAUCAAACGAGCCGCCCUCCACCCAUCUCUUUGCCGUCUCAGUGCCCUCACCACGCGACCAACACGUACCAACAUGCACGUACGGCGCGUCAGUCUUUAUGUUUCCACCGUGGACCGGACACGAUGGCAAGGUGAACAAAGAACGCAGCUGUGAUGCGCCAAAAGCGAGAGAGUUCCACCUUAAAAGCCGUAGCGGCCGUACCGAAGACACGGGCGCCAUCUUCCGUCCACCUUAAGUGCACGUUGUGGACAACGAACGCCAAAGUCCUAAAGAGGCUUCCGUAGCCUUUCUCCAGCCGGGGAGUCGCACUCUGCUUCCCAGCGUUGACACAGCAGCGCCACUUGAGGAACAACAGCCGAACCUCAUCCGCAUUAAGGCUGUGCAUGAGAACAUGUCUGGACCCAACAAGUACCGAGAGUGGAUCCUGGAAACAAUCGACUCUCUCCGCUCCAGGAAAGCGCGUCCGGAUCUCGAGAGGAUUUGUCGAAUGGUCCGCAGACGACACGGGUCAGACCCGGACCGAACCAGGGAAGAACUGGAGAAACUGAUCCAGGAGCAGGCUGUGCUUAAAGUUAGCUACAAGGGCUCCAUCUCGUAUCGGAACGCGGCCAAGGUGCAGAGGAAGAGCAGAAAGAAGAGUGAAGAGGCGGCGGCGGACCUUUUGAACAACAACAACGGCGACAGUGCGCUCAGCCUCACCGACCAGGAGGAGGAUUCGGAGCCCAGCCCGGCUCACCAACCGCCCGUCAAAAAGAAGCACAAGUCUCCCUCCAGCCCGAUUAGCGGAAAGGGGAGCCUCGCAGACAGUGGUGUGGCGGAGGCGGGCUACCCUGUCGGGAGCGGUUGUGAAGAAGAUGAAGAAGCCCGUCCCGGCCACAGAAUAAGAGCGCAUGAUGAACAGCAGCCAGGUCCGUCCGGAGCUGACACCGCCAAGCAAAGUUACACAGGAGGACCCAGCAGACAAGAACACAACGUGCCCCUGUGCCCCAAACUUCCAGUCGGGGGCGGGGGCACCGGAUCCAACUUGGACCUGGACGAUCGGCUGGUGGCUUCGGUCCAGAGCCUGUCCGAGAGGAGCCUCCGGGGGGGGCCUGACACCACCGCCACCAAAGCCGCCAACAGAGGCCCCGUGAAGCCGCUUGGUCUCAAAGAGAUUCUGGGCUAUCUGAGCAGCCAGGAGCGUCUCUCCGAGGAGAAGCUGACCAGGGGCAAAGUCAAAGUGGUCAUGGAGAGAGAGGUGGCCGGCGGCAGGCUGCGCAGGACCCGCUGCGGGAACAUUACUCUUCCUCUGAGGGGAGUGAUGACGACGGGGGCGUCCGCUGGGAGACUUGCAAAGGACAAGCAGCACGAAAAAGAGCAGUCUCGUCAGGAGAGCGAGCCGAUGGAUGUAGCCGGUGAAAAAGGUGUGCAGGAGGACAAUGACGAAGAGGAGGAUCCCAGGAGUUCUAAUGAGAAGGGAGGACCAUCCCUGGUAGCCAUGACAACCUUGGCAGAUCUCAAGCAGGAAUCCAAGGAAGAUGUUGAGGCCCAGAGAGCAUCUGAGGAGGAGAGUUCUCGUCAGCAUGUACAUAGUGACAAAGAUGGCCUGCCAGGUGCGGAUCCCCUCGCUAUGACUGGGUGUUCGCCUCCAUCGGGUGCUUCCUCAUCCCAAUGCAACACUACACAUGUGGAACACAGACUUGCCACACCUGAUCAGGUGCCUUUGGACACACAGAUUGGUCAAAUGAAGAACACCCAGUCAGGCUUUAAUGGUAUUGGGUGUGAGACAGAAGUGGGCGUGUCGUCUUGCCUGCUCACACCCACCGCCUCCCCGAGAGACAGUGGCCUGUCUGAAGAGCAAGGGAUAAACGGUGGGGUUACCAAUGGAGGCUUUAUUAAGAUGGAAGGGGCCAGCGGGAGUCCUGUGGACUGGACCGUGUCCGAUGUGGUCACUUAUUUUACUACUGCUGGUUUUCCCGAGCAGGCUGCUGCCUUUAGGACACAGGAAAUCGAUGGGAAGUCUCUUCUCCUCAUGCAGCGUAAUGACGUUUUGACUGGCCUGUCAAUCCGACUGGGCCCCGCCCUCAAGAUCUACGAGCGCCAUGUCAAGGUUUUGCAGAAAACACACUUCGAGGAUGACGACUGUACAUGAAUAGACAUGAUGUGUGUCAGUCAAAUAUUUAAAACGACAUGCACGAAACAGACAUUUAAUUACAACGCAGCACUCAUGUACUAGCGCACAACCUCUGAACACACGCUUCCUCCUGGCCUUCUUUGCUCAGCUCAAUGUAGGACAGGAGAAUGAGUGACAGUACACAAAAAAGGGAUUUUCUACCAAUUUCAGCACAGAUGAUUGAGAAGUACAGUGGAACCUUGGUUAGCGUCAUUCGUUCCAGAGGGUCCGACUCAAACCAAAACAGACUUUAACCGUUCAUUUUCCCACAAGGGAUAAUGUAAAUCCAAUGAAUCCCUUCCAGAAAGUCAAAAUUGUUAACAUAAAACAUGUUUUUAUAGUUUUACAAUUAUGUAUGAUGAAUGAAAGCGAUGAAUGAACAUUUGAGGUUACUUUUUUACCUUCUUCCACAUCGUAUCUUUGCAUGUAAAACUAUACACUAAGUCCCCUACUUAACGAACAUCCGACGUGUGAACAUUCGGAGAUACGAACACAAGCCGACUGGUCUAUAUUUUCAUGUGUUUUGCCUUAUAAGUCCAUAUUUAUACUGCUACAUGCUUGACCAGCAGAGGGCACUGUGACACUGCUAAUGAGACCAACAGAUACAGGAAGACGAGGAAGAGGAGAGAGGAAGGCUAAGAGUUUUAUGAUACAACCUGGACAGAGCGUGUGAUUAAAGUUUAUGAAGAGUUAAUAGGCCUGCUUAAUUCUACACCACCCAUAGAACACUACCUCUUUUAGAAGAGUCUAAAAGGACGACGAUUUGUCCUUUUUUCAAUAACUCCUCCUCCACCACCACAACUACAUAUGCUCCACCACUCCUCUUCAAAGGUAAAUAACAUUUAUCAUUACGUAUUAGUAUAUCAUUUUUUUUUACUGUUUUUUUUCAUUAAUUAUCCUCGUUUAAUAUUACUACUGCAUCCAAACUCAUAUUUACAUACAUACACAUAUACUGUAUAUGUAUACACGUACAUGUAGUACCUAUAUCAUUGGUAAUAUUACCUUUUCCCUUACUUGAGAACAAUUCGACUUAGGAACGGUCGUCUGGAACCAAUUGUGUUCGUUGGUUGGGGACUUAGUGUCAUUGUAAAACCAUUAAAAAAGUGUUUUGUGUUAAAAAAAAAAGUUUGUCAACUGCUGCUGAUGUCAUAGAUGGCAAUGUAACUUCUGGCUCUGGUUGCCAUUUUGUUUAGCUAGCUAAUAGGAUGCUAAGAAGGAUAUUUUGUGAUAAAAAACAAAUACAGUUGGAUUCAUGCAGUGUGUUCACAACACGACAAGAUGAGCGCCACAUUGUACGCCAACCGCAGGCAAACCAAGGCAAAAUUGUAGCGUAAAUUUUGGACGUUAAUCGUAGAGCAUGCUAACUGGGGCAGACGCUAACCGAGAUUACACUGUACUCUUUUCACAAUGACACCCAAGAUUUUUUAGCCAUUUCUCAGUCUGUGUUUUGUUCAUGGCCGAAGAAGGUGUGCAUUUACAAAGACAGUCGUGAUUGAUGCAGUCAGAGAGUGUAUUAUUGUGGCUGUGGUUUGCCACAGUGUAGAACUGCGCUGCACUGCACUGAAAGGUAGUAACUGGAAUCUUGCCCCACAUUGCCCUAAUCUUGCCAUUUGAUAUUUGAUGUGUACAUGAUGUUGUUAUAUGUGACUUCUUGAGAACAUAAACAUGAUCAAGGGCUUUAAGAUGGAGUCUAUUUGGUGGUUAGACCUUUGUGGAUCCUCCUCAAGGUUAAGGUUAAUUGCCACCAUAAGCUAGUCAGUUGAGCGGUUAUUCCCCAAUUAUAUGUGCACCAUGUCUCAAAAAUGGCAGCAGAGUGUAAAAAGCUAUGAUGCCAAAGAAUUCAUAUGGAGAAUAUACUGUUUUUGUCGCCACAUGUUGUCAAAGUAGUCAAUACCAUACAAAAUUUGUUGGGUUUCAUUGCAAUCAGAGUUAAGGUCGGGUGCACUUCAGUUUAUAGUUUUUUUGGUGACAUUAUUUAGCGCAGAACGACGGGCAAAAUGUGUCCUACAAUAGACUGGCCAGUCCUAACCAGUCCAGGAUGUAGCUCCCCACGGACCCUGAACAAAAUAAAGAAGCAGUAUGAAAGAUGGAUGGAUGGAUGGAGACCGGCAAAAUAUCAGUGCAGUGCAAAAUACAACCACAAAAGGUUCUUUUAAGGUCAUUUUUUCCUCAUGUGAGUUAAAUCUGUACUGUAACAUAAUCGUACUUUUGUAAAUAGACACACAACUGAAGAUGGAAGACUCAAGUGAGUGUUAAGUAGAUUUACCAGAGAAAAUAUGUAAAUAUCCAUUAUUUUGUAAAUGACAAUUGACAAAGAAUGAUGGAAAUGAAUGACACACUUUCAAGUGGCUCCACUGCUGUCAGGCAAGCAGCACAACUGCCACAUGUAUCAUUCCUUCUCCCAGCAGUAAACAGUCCAGGUUGUACAGUUUUACUCGAAUUGUAUUGUUUAUAUCUGUGCAUUUGGUUUCCAUGUUGUGAAUAUUUCCAGUGUGUUUUCCCAGCACCACAUCCAGCAUCACUACCUCUUUUUCAUGUCAUUGUUCUCUACAACGUCCGGAGCACAUUUUCAUAUUGCAACCCUUGCAUCCGCAUACAGCGUAACUGUAAGUCUAAGUUUGAUUGUCACGUUGGGGCUGUACAGUCACACUUUGACCUCUAUGCUUGUUAUUUGCUAAUAUUUAGUAAUAAAACAUAAAUAAGAGAACGAUGAUCUGUCUCCGCCGAGUGUGAGUGUGAGCUCGGACAUGUCGAGAGCAGUGUGUGUGUGUACAUGCACACAAGUGCAUAUCAGUGAACAAGAAUGUCGCAAAAGUUAAUUGAUUUCAGGCGUUCAAUCCAGACUGAGACCAAUUAAAGGUUUCGGAAGUUUUUCCAGUUUAUUUGCGCUACCUGUUCACCCACCGCUUAUAAACGCUGUGAAUGUAGCUUGUCGUUCUAACGCCGUACAGUCAAUGGUAUCAUAACUGUGCUUAUUAACACACAACAUACACAACUUUGUCGCAAAAUUUAGCGAGUAUUCAGACUAAGAAAGUGACUAGUGACAACACUAGAGACUUUUUCUGGUCUUAUUAGACACUUUUGGAGGCUCAAACAUGAAUGGUGAUACUGUGGGCCAACCAAUCUGAAAGCACUCACUGAGGCUUCCAGCUUAUGACAUAAGAAAACAGAAAAAGUUUUUCCCUUUUUGUCUCCCACAUAAAAAAUGACAUGUAUGUCAUGGCCAAUUAAGCAAAUUAGACAAUGACCUCAUCCAGACCAGUGGAUCCCUGCUGGUUUGGUUGCAGCACGCACCGUCACCCUUCAAUGACGAGCGGCGACCCAAAUUGCGGAAAUUUUUGAAUGCAAUUUCUCAAGUAUCAUUUAUUUAAUGAAUUCAAUUUAUUCACAUUUUAAAUUUAAAGGGACUGUUUUAAACGAUUACACGGUCGCCUAGAGGGUGCUAACUUAUAUCCCGUCCUCUUCCUGCUCCUAGCAUUAAUGCCGCGCCCAAGGUAACACACGCAUGCGCUGGAGCUUUUGCUCAGCGCUGACGGUGUAAUUUAGUCACUUUUUAAUGUAGCCCCAUUAAUGAAAAGACGCUAAAGUGCAUUUUGAAUUUGACGUAGUGCAAAAUAACACUGCGUGACAAAACAAGAUCAUUUCAGGAACAAUUCGUUUUUCUCCACAAAUGAAAAAAAUAUUUGAAAAAUAAGUGUGUAAAGCAGUGGUGUGCAGUCAGAGCCAGCACAGCUUUCUCUGCUGGCCUAUACACGAUCAGAAGCACUGACUUAGACAUUUACAAUGUCAAUUUGAAUAUUUCUUCCAUGAAAUUUUAUAAAUUUAUUCCCAAAAGCCUAAUGUGCAAUGUCACUUCACACUUUGUCGGGUACUUUUAUAC
Dunckerocampus dactyliophorus (ringed pipefish) is the source of this 6309-nucleotide messenger RNA. RefSeq names its product sterile alpha motif domain containing 1b (gene samd1b). Bases 669 to 2408 code for a protein of 579 amino acids. The record is from RefSeq and is a predicted model, not a curated record. The transcript is spliced from 7 exons. Gene Ontology annotation, molecular function: protein binding; DNA binding. Lineage: Eukaryota; Metazoa; Chordata; Actinopteri; Syngnathiformes; Syngnathidae.